Molecule: messenger RNA, 2468 nt
Organism: Sphaerodactylus townsendi
Lineage: Eukaryota; Metazoa; Chordata; Lepidosauria; Squamata; Sphaerodactylidae
Gene: TAGAP
Product: T cell activation RhoGTPase activating protein
Exons: 10
Coding region: 189-2339 (716 amino acids)
Biological process (GO): signal transduction; regulation of Rho protein signal transduction
Molecular function (GO): GTPase activator activity
Source: RefSeq, a predicted model, not a curated record
CUGAACUGUUCUGUCUCCACAUCUCUGUCUCUGGCAAAUUAGUCACAGCAAAGCAUUAUGCUGCUUCUCUUUUUCUCUGCAGUUCGCUCGAGGUAAAAGGACUUGGGCUGGACACUAUUCUCCGGCAAACACGAGGAAUCACCAAGGGAGAAAAACAAAUCAGUAAAGUUCCAUCAGUUAAGUUCCUGAUGAAGGUGCCAGGCAGCACCAAUGCACCAAAACCUUUAAAUGCAAGUGAUAUGGAGAUGUGGAUGGCAUGCCAGUCCGAGGGUGACAUCAAGAAAUGUCAGUCGCUGGUGCCAUGUGAUGGUGACAAUGGGCUUUGUAGUCUGAUUGAUAGUAAUAAGAAAAUUAAAAAAGUGAUAUCUUGGCCAUUUGUAUCAAGACGAACCUUCACUGGGUCAGAGACUCUGAGACACCUGCAAGCUGACCUGAAGCCUUCUUUGUUUGAUCAGCCAUUGUCAUUAGUCUGCACUGAGGAAGACAUGCUCCCCAAACCUAUACUGGAAAUCCUUACAAUUCUCUACCUGAAAGGGCCUUCAACUGAAGGAAUAUUCCGAAAAGCUGCCAAUGAGAAAGCACGCAAGGAGCUGAAAGAAGAAUUAAAUGCUGGAGGGAAUGUUGUCUUAGAAAAUGAACCUGUCCAUCUGCUGGCAGUGAUUUUCAAGGAUUUCCUCCGAAACAUUCCUAAAAAACUGUUACUAUCUGAACUUUAUGAUGAGUGGAUGAUAGCACUGGAGAAAAUAAGCCAUUGUAAAAAAAUGGAAGCAAUGAAAGAGGUUGCAGGCAAACUACCUCAGCCUAACCUUCUUUUGCUCAAGCAUCUGCUCUGCGUGCUGCACCACAUCAGUCAAAACUCAGCAGUCAACAGAAUGGAUUCCAACAAUCUUGCAAUCUGUGUUGGGCCUAGCAUAUUGACUCCAGAUCACAACCAACAACUGCCACUGGAAGCCCAGAAAGAGCUGACUUAUAAGGUGAAGGCACUGGUGGAAUUCCUAAUUGAUAAUUGUUCUGAAAUAUUUGGAGAAGACAACUCUUUACUAUACAGUAUCUCUGAUGAUGAUUCCCUGGACAAGUCAGAAAUGCUAUCCCCCAGCCAGCAAAAUGAUUCAGCCUAUGACAGCGGAGAUCUUGAAGGAGACAGCAAUUCCAGUGGUUUCCAGGACAAAGAUGUACAACAAGCUAAGAGUCCAGCCAGCAGGCUGAGCAGUAUAGAGCUACAGUCCCAUCAGCCACAAAGCCAGACUGCCUCUGUCUCUUCACUGACUCCUUUUAAAAACUCCAUAAGUCAACUAGAUAGAAGAUACUCUGAGCCAGACAUGUUUUCUUCUCAGACCUACCAAGAAGGCAGAAUGAAAAGCCAGAAGCUAACCAAAAGUGAGGGGGACUUUGUUCACCAGAAGGAAGUGGGGCUGAAGUGUCAAAGGCUCAGAAAGCAAAUGACCAGGGAACUAUGUCAUUCAAGCCUUCAUAGGAAUAAAAAGCCACCAAAUCUAACUAUAAAAAGUCAUUCCGGUUCAGAAUUGCCCAGAACAUCCUCCAGCAAUUCACUAGAUAGCUCCUCACCAGCUUCUGAUUCUUCUGUUUUCAUCAGCUCACCAUUAAUGUCACCUUCCAAGACAAAUGCUUUUAUUCGGCCACAUUCUUUCUCCACUAAGACUUCUGUUGGAAGUGACACAUCCAACCAAGAGUUCAGAAAACAUUCAAUGUCAUUUUCUGUGGCAACUCGUAAGAAGGAACUAACUAAAACCCAGAGUUGUGGCACGGUUGGUUUCCAAAGAGGCAGUUUCAAAAAGGACUCCAAAAGAGAGAGAGAACUUUCCUGUCGAAUAAUUCAAGGAACUUCCACCAACAGCUACAAGCCAGGGGCAGUGGGAUGUCAACCGAGGCCUCGAUUCUUUUCAGUAGAUGAAGUAUUUAAAUUUGUGGAUCAGAAAAAUCCUGGAAAGCCACCAUCCUACAAAGAGGCUAUCAAAAACUGCACAGCUGCUAGACUUCCCUCAUACAGUAGCUUAACUGUUCAACAUAUGAGAUCAGCAAAAUUGCUACCAGACUCUCCGCCUCAAUGUUUCAGGUUGAACAGAGAGGUUCCAAACAAUGUGCAUAAGGACAUCUCUAAUGACAAGCUAUCUGUGAUCAGUGAUUCUCAGGACAAAAGGCAAGCCAUGGAUGUUGUUAUUGGAAUACAUUCCCAAGCUAAUUUGCCACUCACCCCUCAAGUUUACCGCCUGCGGACCAUGUCUGGGUCUUAUCAGAAGAAUAAACAAGAAUAUUUAAUACGGCGGUGCAGUCAACCAACCUUUGACCAUGUACAAUGUGCAAAGGAAUCCUAUGUUUAAACUAUCCCAUUUCAGCAUAAUGUAUGUUGUGACUUAAAUAACAUCAUAACAUAGGUUGUUUCUGCAUGGUCCAAAUAUCUCGGGUUGAGCAAGGGAAAUAUCCCGGUUUGGCCAAGAAGUUUGCACGGU